CGCACUCUGCGCAUGCUCAAGUUAGAUCGCCCCAAACGCACAUCCACUCGUACAGAAAGACUUUAUUUCUAUCUUUUUAUUGCCGGUAAUAAUAUCUCGUUAAUGAAUAUCACAGAUGGAGCGAAGAGGGAGUCAGAAAGCUCUCUCGUAUUCAAAGAAGGGACCAUCGUUAUGAGGCGUAUGUAGCUUUUUGAAAUCAAAAGUGAAAGUGCAUUAUUCUUUUAUUUCAUUUUUAAUAAAACACGGACCUUCUGCUCCUUGAAGAUGAUUGAAGUAAUAUUUAUCGGAUGGUUUUUGACGUUCGUUAAUGCUGAUGGGGGUGCAGACAUCGUUCUUUCCUGCUCUCUGGUGGAGGAGGGAGUCGGAAUGGGUGGAAUGGGAGGCGGCUCUCUCUUCUCCCGAACUCCAGCCACUCUCGUCCUUCGAGACGUCCCAGUGGGACCCGAUGAAUCCCUUGACACACUGACUCCAUUUGUCCCGCCCUCGGUCCCUGAUCCAGACCUCAUCCUGUUUGAGAACAAAGUGUCAUCGCCUGAGAUCCCCAACGCAGGCAUGUUGCUCCAUGCAGACUGCAAUGAGCAGGAGGUGAUGUGUGAAAUAAGUCGCUACACUCCUCGAGGACUUCAGGAAAGCUCUGAUCCAGCAUAUUUCAUGGUUUCCCUCAGCGUGGAGGGACUUGACUUCAGCACAUCGCUCAUUCUUCAAACAUUACCAGUUGAAAAAGAUCAGACAACCUUGACACAGAGCAAACUCAGUUUACCUCUCAGCCAGUCAGGAACUCUGCUGACUAAAGUAAUAUUCCUGGUGUUUUCCGACAUAAAUUCUGUAUCUGCUCCUCUGAGAGGAGAUGUUCUCCUCAACUGCGGCUUCAAGCAGGAGGAGACGCCGUUAGCACCAGACGUGGGCCUGGAAUGGCGUCUGCAGCACAGAGGGAGAGGCAGGAAAGUUCUUGAAAUGAAGACAAAACUAGACGACACAGAAGAGGCCACUGUAGUUCAUGGUGAGAGGAAUGGCUCCAGUGUGGACGCUGCUCUGCUCCUCAGUGAGGGAAACGUCUCCAUGAGUCUGACUCAGCUGAAGGUCGUCGAUGAAGGAACCUACAUCUGCACCGUCAAUCUGGGUCAUUUCCACGCCCAGCAGGUCAUUCAGCUCCAUAUCAUUCAACCGCCGCAGGUUUCUCUGUCGGAGGAGAAGCUGGUUCUGAAUACAAAUUCUCCACAAACACUGAGCUGUCAUUGUGCUAAAUACUAUCCAUUAGAUGCACAGAUGGAAUGGUUUUUCCUUCCUCCAACGGAAACGGAGCCAAAACUCUUUCCGAACCAGGGCUCUCUGAGCAGUCAUCGGCAGCACGGCGACGGGACGUUUACCCUGUCCUCUCAUGUAACCAUUCUCCCGAGUUUUUCUCCAGGAACCAAGAUCACCUGCAGGGUGACCCACCCAGCUCUGGACGAUCCGCUCCACAUCAGUAUAGUAGUCGAACCUGCCCAACCAGAUUCCUAUUGGUGGGUUCUCGGGUUCCUCGUUGUCACUGUUCUCUUCUUCUAUCAGGUCAUGAAAUAAGUGACUCUCUGGUCACCGUAACUUGAAGCUGAGCCUCGAAUUAUUUUUUUUUUCUGUAAGGGUAAACAUUUUCAGGUCUUAUAGCUGUUGUCUGCUGAAUUUGAAAUAUUUUAUUUGUGGGAAACAUUCAUUUAUAAUGAUUUUCAUACAGUUGCUGUACGUUUUUAUUGUUUUCUUUCUUGUCAUGAUGCACCAAGCAACCUUGGAUCUUGAAUUUCUUUUUGCUGUGAUAUACUGAUAAUCUCAGCAGGAAAAACACAUUUUCUCAUAGGUGAACCACUGAAGUUUCAUUAUUUCUGUCUGACCAGAAGACCAAUCUGAAUCUCAAAUAUAGUUUUCCAAUCGGGACGAAUAAUCUGACAUUUCACAUCUCUCCUGGGGUUAAACUUCAACUUCAUAUCUGUAUAAAUUCAACAAAAACAGCAGCCUACAGUAAGUCUCUUUGAAAUUAGAUGGUUUUUAAUAGCGUUUAUAGGCACAUGAAUGUAUAACCUUUAAAAUCUUGUAUGUCUUUGAGGUUUCUUUUGGUUUUGUUUUUAAGUUCCAUUGUGGCUUUGCUCUAUAAAUUAUUCAUGCUUUUGACCAAAAUAGAUUUAAAGUAAUUUUACUCAACCAAGAAGCAAAUAUUUUUUGUAUGAGGCUGUGAAUCGGUAGCUUUAUUUAAAGUCAGUCAGUCAGUAAACAUUAAAUUAUGAACCACAAAGUGCUAACAAUAUCGAGAUUGACGCCACUUCAUUUGAGUUUCAAAGGAGGUCACUGUGGGAACAAAAUACAUUAAUUAAUUACAAGUAGGAGGAAGAUACGGUACAAACUGAGGAAAUACUGGAGUUUUUUUAUUUACAACUUUUCUUUGCACUUCAGGAGGAAUUAAUGGAGGAAUUACGGUUCUUCCACUAUGAUGGUGUGGUUUUAAAUGCUGCAGCUGUUCAUUGUUUUUCUGUCUUUUUGUUUGUCCUACAUUGACUUUUUUCAUUUUAUUUUGUCUUUGAAAAUAAAACUUUUAUGACUCAACAUUA
This is a messenger RNA of Xiphophorus hellerii (green swordtail), 2576 nucleotides long. It is a transcript of the gene tapbpl, whose product is annotated as TAP binding protein like. The record is from RefSeq and is a predicted model, not a curated record. Gene Ontology annotation, biological process: antigen processing and presentation of endogenous peptide antigen via MHC class I. Gene Ontology annotation, cellular component: membrane. The transcript has 8 exons. Bases 265 to 1560 code for a protein of 431 amino acids. Lineage: Eukaryota; Metazoa; Chordata; Actinopteri; Cyprinodontiformes; Poeciliidae.